AUGGUUGGUGUAUUCUCGGUAUCGUCGGCUCGAAAUCUGUUAUCAAGGUUUGCGGUCCCGUUUUAUCCAGUUGAUUGGGUCAAAUGGGUCCCAACAAAACUGAAUAUCUUCGCGUGGCGCGGGGUUCAAAAUCGCCUUGCGACAAUGACCGGUCUUAAGAAACGGGGUAUGCUUCAAGGAUCGGCAUUAUGUAAGUUAUGCGGCGAACAAGAUGAGGAUGCGGACCAUCUUUUUGCUUCAUGUUAUGUGGCGUCGAUACUCUGGCAGAAAGUGAGCUCGUGGUGCAAAAUUCAGCAAGUUUUUGCUUUCACCAUGAAAGACUUGCUGGAGUUUCAUAAGAGCUCGGCGAUCGAAGUGCAGAAAAGAGACUAUGUUCAAACUAUUUUACUUGCAACGUGUUGGGGAAUAUGGAAAGCAAGAAACGAAAACAUCUUCAGGGGUAAACGUGUCAACAUCGAUGCAAUUUUCGGGGAGAUGCAAGCGAAUAGUUUCUUAUGGAUAAGAUGCAGGGCGAAAAAAAGGUUACUGGAAUGGAGCAAGUGGGCGCGGUUCGAGCUAUAG
This is a messenger RNA of Helianthus annuus (common sunflower), 561 nucleotides long. RefSeq lists its product as uncharacterized. NCBI's taxonomy places the organism in Eukaryota, Viridiplantae, Streptophyta, Magnoliopsida, Asterales, Asteraceae. The record is from RefSeq and is a predicted model, not a curated record. The coding region runs from base 1 to 561 and encodes 186 amino acids. The transcript has a single exon.